This is a messenger RNA of Megachile rotundata (alfalfa leafcutting bee), 1836 nucleotides long. RefSeq names its product peroxisomal biogenesis factor 13 (gene Pex13). Lineage: Eukaryota; Metazoa; Arthropoda; Insecta; Hymenoptera; Megachilidae. Gene Ontology annotation, cellular component: peroxisome; peroxisomal importomer complex; peroxisomal membrane. Gene Ontology annotation, biological process: protein import into peroxisome matrix, docking. Gene Ontology annotation, molecular function: protein binding. The record is from RefSeq and is a predicted model, not a curated record.
GGAAGAAAUUAAUUUGCUUAUUUGCUGAACUCUGAAGUUUGACGAUGCGCAGCCACACAAUUGUCAAAAGCUGUGUGUGGCUGUGUGUGAUGUCCACAUUUUAGUACACAUGAAUUUUUUACAUUUGCAAAAAGGUUAUGAACUUUGUACAGCAAAUUUUAUCGGAAAAACGAUAAGUAAAUAGUCACUAAGUAUGGCGCCUGAAAGAGUAGGUGCUGCUGGUGGAAAUCAGUUAAAAAAUGUACCAAAUAUUUUACCCAGUUUACCAGGUGCAUCAGCACCAUUUCCCUCUUCAAAUUUUCAGUCAGUAAAUCCUCCACCUUUGCCACCACGUCAACCAGUUCAAAAUUAUUCUGGUUUUAAUGACUAUCAAAGACCAUUUAGAUCAAAUUAUUAUGGUGGCUAUGGACAUGGUUACGACAGUCAAUACAGAGGAUUUGGAGGAUACAAUUCAUAUUCUAAUUAUAACAAUCUAGGAGGUUUUGGUGGACACAGUGGUGAUGUUGAAAACAGAUUUUUUCAAUAUAUAGAAGAUAGCACUAGACCAACUUUUCAUGUGAUUGAAACAAUCCUUCAUACAUUUUCAUCGAUGACAAUGCUCUUAGAAUCCACAUAUUUUGCUUUAACGAAUUCAUUUAGAGCAGUUUUGAGUGUUGCAGACAAUAUUGGAAAAUUACAUUCUUCUCUAGGACAAUUAUUUAGUACCUUUGCAUUAAUUAGAUUUGUAAAAUGGUUAUAUAGAAAAAUUGUACAUGGUGCUGGAUUUCAGGGUCAAGGUACAUUUAAUGACGAACUGUGGGAUAAAUCUUUAGCUAAAAUUGGAAAUGAAAAUGCUCAUAAUUCUUCUUUUUGGUCUGGGUUUCUAUUGUUUAGUGUAUUUUUUAUUAUACCAUAUAUGAUUCAUAAAAUCUCAAGGAACAUUAAAAAUAUCCAAACCAAAGGAAAAGAUCCAAAAGAAUGGCACCAAUAUGAAGAACCAGCUUAUAUUGCAACUGUAUUGUACGAUUUCGUUGCAAGAAAUAAUGAUGAAUUGAGUGUUAAAGCUGGCCAGAAACUUUGUCUUGCACCCCAGUCUUUGCAACCAAAAAAUUUACCAGGAUGGUAUCAAGCGACUGAUAAUGUAAAUAUUGGUCUUGUUCCUUAUAACUAUGUCAAAGUUAUAGGUCAAUUGAAAAAAAUGAAAAAAAAUAAUGAAGAAAUGACUCUGAAUAAAGAUCAACUCACUACAAGUGAAAAACAUAAACAGGACAACAAAGAAAAUUCUGAUGUCACAAAAAGUGACGAAAACAAGCAGUGAAGUAUGAAUAAUUAGAAUUUAAGCAAAGCAAAUUAAAAUAUUUUUAAUUACACUUUCUAAAAUAUUAAAAUUUAAAUGGCGUAUACAAUGUUUUGAAUUUAUAUUCCGUAAAGUCUCGAAUUACUGAUGUUUGUAUUCAUCAUAACUGAAUUUCUAAAAUAGUGGAAUUGUCUUACAAUAAGUUGUAAAAAAAAGAUUCAAUUUCACUUUUUUUACAGACUUGUUUCAAAGUUUAUAUCAUGCAUUUUAAGGUUGUAAAUUCUAUACAAAAAAUUUUAAAAGACAAAAAAACCAAUUAUUUAAGUAAUAAAAAUUAGGAUCCUGAAACACACAUAUGUCAGAAACUUAGCUAUAAUUGAGAUGAAACUGUAAAUAACUACGACUUUGGGUCUCGGAUUUUUAAAUAAAAUGUACUUUUUUUCUUACAAUAACAUAAUAUGAUACAAUAAAUGGAACUUAUUAUAUGCGAUAUUUAUAUUCAUACUAUAUAACUUAAUAAUUAAUUUAGUAGCCUGGUGUAUUUUAUUGUUAAAUUUAUA